Molecule: messenger RNA, 2757 nt
Organism: Culex pipiens pallens (northern house mosquito)
Lineage: Eukaryota; Metazoa; Arthropoda; Insecta; Diptera; Culicidae
Gene: Tmep
Product: transmembrane protein 184B
Exons: 9
Coding region: 372-1556 (394 amino acids)
Biological process (GO): transport
Molecular function (GO): transporter activity
Source: RefSeq, a predicted model, not a curated record
GAAAAGCAUCAUUCGAGUUCGAGACGUCGUCAUCGCAAGGUCCGUGUCACACUUCUUUGUCCGCGUACGUGUGCGUGUGCGUGUGUGUUUGUCCGUGUCCGCAAGGGAGGAUUUUCUCGAAACGGGUCCAGUCCACUUCCGGGCGGAAGGAUUUUCCAGGUUUCGUUAGUGAGAAUCAACAGUGUUGACGACGAGCGGUUGCUCGCGUGGUGUGACAAGUGUUGAGCCCCUCCCCGGGAGAGCCCAUGGAAGAGGUGCGCCCGGAGUGCGCGUUCUAGAUGUGGUGAAAAGGGUGGAAGAAAAUUUCAGUUUCCAAAGUUCCAAGCGAAGUGCAGACUAGUGCGCCAAGUGCGUGAGUGGGGUAGCCAGGCAUGAGCACGGAACAUCCGGUGGUCGCAGCGGCGAUGGACCUCCUGAACGGGACGGCAACGUCCACGGCGAAGCCGAACGUGGUGGGCCGCAUGACGGACGCUCCGGCAGCGUUGGCCAUCGAUCCGCUGAUUAGCCACGUCGGAGAUGGCAUCUUUCUGCAGACCAAAACCGCCCAAGGACUGGCGGGGAUCUUCGUGUGGAUCGCGCUGUUCAUCACGUGUCAACAGAUCUACCAACACCUGCGAUGGUACACCAACCCCCAGGAGCAGCGGUGGAUCGUCCGGAUAUUGUUCAUCGUGCCCAUCUACGCCACCUACUCGUGGAUCAGCUUGCUGUUCUUCAACUCGGAAAGCGUCUACGUGUACUUCUUCACCGUGCGGGACUGCUACGAGGCGUUCGUGAUCUACAACUUCCUGUCGCUGUGCUACGAGUACCUCGGCGGCGAGGGCAACAUCAUGUCGGAGAUCCGCGGCAAGCCGAUCAAGUCGUCCUGCCUGUACGGCACGUGCUGCCUCACCGGCAAGACGUACACGAUCGGGUUUCUGCGGUUCUGCAAGCAGGCCACGCUGCAGUUCUGCCUGGUGAAGCCGCUGAUGGCGUUCAUCAUCAUCUUUUUGCAGGCGUUCGGGCACUACCACGACGGUGAUUGGAGCGCUGACGGUGGCUACAUCUACAUCACGGUGAUCUACAACAUCUCGGUGUCGCUGGCCCUGUACGGGCUGUAUCUGUUCUACUUUGCCACGCGGGACCUGCUGACGCCGUUCGACCCGGUGCUCAAGUUCUGCACCGUCAAGUCUGUGAUUUUCCUGUCCUUCUGGCAAGGUGUCGGGCUGGCCAUCCUGGAAAAGGCUGAAGUAAUCUCGCCCAUUGUGGACGCCGGCGGUUCGACCACAUCGGCCGGUACGGUGUCCGCCGGGUACCAGAACUUUUUCAUCUGCAUCGAAAUGCUGUUCGCGGCGAUUGCCCUGCGGUAUGCGUUCCCGUAUCAGGUGUACGCCCAGAGUUGCAUGACUGAUGCCCACGGUCGCUCUGUGACGAUGCAGUCCAUCUCGAGCAGUUUGAAGGAAACCAUGAACCCGAAGGAUAUUAUGACCGACGCGAUACACAAUUUCCAUCCGCAGUACCAGCAGUACACGCAGUACAGUUCAGAGGUGGUUUCCCAGCAGUCCUACGAGAGACUUUGAGCGGACCGAACGUCCUGGCGAGCGUAAAUCUUCAAAUCAAAACAAACAAAAGGCGGAGAAAAAAAACUUCUAAGUGAUCUAUACAAUUAUACUGCUGAAACCGUGCGCCUAGCCUUAAGUCGCGAAACUUGUUCUUCUUUUGAGAUAGAAAGCAUGAAUCAAAAAAACAACCGGCAGUUGCAUAUGUAGGACAUUGCAAACUUGCUAACUCGGUCUAGCGAUCAAAAUUAAAAGCGUUCUUUAGUAGGAAAAGCUGUGUUAAAAGAAAAGUCUUACAAAAAUGAGCAAACCUUUUAGAAUGGAAACAAACAAACGUAAUGAACACAGUCCCUCGUGUCUUUUUAGAUUGUAAACGUGCUGCUGUUUAGGAAUGAAAUGUAUUAUUUUAUAAUUAUUUUACGUAUUUUUUUAAAGCAAAGGCAACAGCAUUAUUACUAAGCAGAACAAGCGUGUACGUUAAGACGUUUUGACCUACUGAAAUCAAUUAUUAGGAGAUAGGAAAAUUGCAGCAAAAGGAAAAAAAGAGCAAACAAUCGGAAAACAUUACCUGUGUAAGCAAUAUGUAUCAAUUAAGGUCGAAAAAUUUCUCAAUCCCAUUUUUCAAAGUGUACUUAAAGCUCCCAGAAAACAUCGAAUUAAUUCCCUUCUGCAGUCAGAGGGGCUCCAAAUCUUAGCCAGGUCAUGUUUGCACGCCGAACUUCAUCCCUAAUCUAUGUUCCUUAAAAUCAUUCCAGUUUCCUAACCUUCGCUUUGCCUGUUCGCGAUCUUUGAAUCUAUUUAACUGUUCGUGUGUUAUAAUGAAUGUCUUUCGCCCUUUACACUCUAGUCUUGUUAAACCUUUUACUCUCUACUGUUAUCGGCCUGCAAAUAUUACUGCUUGGAUUUGUUGUGCCCUUUUUGCUUGUCUUGUUUAGAGUGUGAAGCAUUUUGGAAAGUCUUUCCCCCCCUGCUCCGAGAAAAGGCACGCGAAAGAGAGUAGGUAUUUCCCGGAAGGAAGGUAGAGCAGGUCAGGUGAUUUCAGCACUCUACCUUUGUGAUAGGGGAUAGUUUCGGACCGAUAUUGGAUAAGUCAAGAACUGGUUGGUCUCCCCCGGGGGCCAGAAAGAGCAGAUGGAGAAGAGAACUCGAACUGGUGCAGCCCUACCUGCUUGUUGUAAGUACCUUGUAAGAUGAGUAAGUAAAAAAAUCUUGUAUUUAAUUA